AUAUAAGUUACAGAGGAUUGCUUCUCUCGCCGUUCUUUCUCUGUUUUCCGAUCUUCCCACAGGAAGCAAAUUUGUUUGAGGAAGUGUCAAAAUGAGUAAGCUUCAGAGUGAAGCGGUGAGAGAGGCGAUAUCCGCCAUUAUUACUCAUUGUAAGGAGACAAAGCCACGCAAGUUCACUGAGACCAUUGAACUCCAGAUUGGUCUUAAGAACUAUGACCCUCAAAAGGACAAGAGGUUUAGCGGUUCCGUUAAGUUGCCUCACAUUCCUAGGCCUAAGAUGAAGAUUUGCAUGCUCGGAGACGCUCAGCAUGUCGAAGAGGCUGAGAAGAUUGGGUUGGACUCUAUGGAUGUUGAAGCUCUUAAGAAGCUGAACAAGAACAAGAAACUUGUUAAGAAGCUUGCUAAGAAGUACCAUGCUUUCCUUGCUUCCGAAUCUGUCAUUAAGCAGAUUCCUCGUCUUCUUGGUCCUGGUCUCAACAAGGCAGGAAAGUUCCCAACUCUUGUUAGCCACCAAGAGUCUUUGGAAGCCAAAGUGAAUGAGACAAAGGCAACAGUGAAGUUCCAGCUCAAGAAGGUUCUCUGUAUGGGAGUCGCUGUCGGGAAUCUCUCCAUGGAAGAGAAGCAGAUCUUUCAGAAUGUUCAGAUGAGUGUUAACUUCCUUGUUUCACUCUUGAAGAAAAACUGGCAAAAUGUGAGGUGCUUGUACUUGAAGAGUACCAUGAGUCCACCAAACAGGGUUUUCUAAGUUUUUUUUAUUACAAAGUUUCUCUUAAGGUAUCAUCAUCACACUUUGAGGAAAUUUGAUUUUCUUUUUCUGUCAUGAGCCUUAUUCAUCUUGGGUUAAAAUUUCAGAAUCCUUACUUGGUAGGAUCAAGAUUUUGUUUAAAGACAAUUUUGCUUUUAUUGUUGAUUACUAUUAUCAUUAGUGGAUUCCCAAGUUUUCAAGUUU
Messenger RNA from Capsella rubella, 949 nucleotides. RefSeq names its product 60S ribosomal protein L10a-3. The transcript is spliced from 6 exons. NCBI's taxonomy places the organism in Eukaryota, Viridiplantae, Streptophyta, Magnoliopsida, Brassicales, Brassicaceae. Gene Ontology annotation, cellular component: large ribosomal subunit. Gene Ontology annotation, biological process: translation. Bases 92 to 745 code for a protein of 217 amino acids. Gene Ontology annotation, molecular function: RNA binding; structural constituent of ribosome. The record is from RefSeq and is a predicted model, not a curated record.